GGAGUUAGCCGGGCGCGUGUGGCUGGAAGGGUGUCGAUCGCUCGCGCUGUAUAAAGACACGCCCACUCUGCUGUGUGCAGUGCACACCGAGGCUUUUCGGCGGCUCGCUCGCGCACAGACUCAUGACAGGAUACUACGAGCUGAAGAGGGAUUUUUUUUGUGUCUUUUGUUUGUCGUUGGUGUUAAAUAUGGUUUAAAAGACGGCGACGGAAGAUGUGUGCGUUCGUGGAGCUGACCGUCGUUCCGACGUGACCGAGCAGAAUGCCGUUGUUGUGCGUUUGUUAGGCAAAACAUCCUUUCUGCUGAUACAAACACACAAACGGACGGCUUUGACAGCUUCCACAUCCACAACAGCCAACGGAAGCCAUGGCGACACAAAACGACUGCUGUGUGAAAGUCUCCUUGAGGAUUCGUCCUCAGAUGGCGAAGGAGAAGAUCGAGGGCUGCCACAUCUGCACCUCCGUAACCCCCGGAGAGCCCCAGGUGCUGCUGGGUAAAGACAAGGCCUUCACGUAUGACUUUGUGUUUGACAUGGAUGUCCAGCAGCAGACGAUCUACAGCGCCUGCGUCCACAAGCUUAUCGAGGGUUGUUUUGACGGAUAUAACGCGACAGUGUUCGCCUACGGGCAGACGGGUUCGGGGAAGACGUACACCAUGGGCACGGGCUUCGAUGUGACCGUGAGCGAGGACGAACAGGGGAUCAUCCCACGUGCCGUGCGUCAGCUCUUCCAGGGCAUUCAGAGACGACGAAAGGAAGCUCAGGACAGUGGCACACACCCGCCUGAGUUUAAAGUCAGCGCCCAGUUUCUCGAGCUGUAUAACGAGGAGAUCCUGGACCUGUUUGACAGCGUCCGCGACCCUGGCAGGAAGUCGAACAUAAAGAUCCACGAGGACUCCAGCGGAGGCAUCUACACUUCGGGAGUGACCUCACGCCUGGUCAGCUCCGAGGAAGAGCUCCUCCAGUGUCUGAAGCUCGGCGCUCUGUCCCGCACCACAGCCAGCACUCAGAUGAACGCCCAGAGCUCCCGUUCUCAUGCCAUCUUCACCAUCCACCUGUGCCAGAUGAGAGUGUGUCCUCAGACCCAGCUGGCGAACGGGUCUGUGAGUGCUGAAGUGAACGGUGUAGCUGACAACUCGAUGUCCCAGGCUGAGUACGAAACCCUCACGGCCAAGUUUCACUUUGUAGAUCUGGCGGGAUCCGAGCGGCUCAAACGCACAGGAGCUACGGGCGAGAGGGCACGAGAGGGCAUUUCCAUCAACUGCGGCCUGUUGGCUCUGGGUAAUGUGAUCAGUGCGCUUGGAGAUCAGAGUAAGAAGGCUGGGCAUGUGCCUUACAGAGACUCCAAACUCACUCGCUUACUCCAGGAUUCGCUUGGAGGGAACAGUCAGACUGUAAUGAUCGCCUGCGUCAGCCCCUCGGACCGGGACUUCAUGGAGACACUAAACACACUGAAGUAUGCUAACAGGGCACGCAACAUCAAAAACAAAGUGGUGGUGAACCAGGACAAGACCAGUCAGCAAAUCAGCGCACUGCGGGCCGAGAUCGCCCGUCUGCAGAUGGAGCUCAUGGAGUAUAAAGCGGGGAAGCGUGUGGCCGGGGAGGAUGGCUCAGAAGGCUUCAGUGACCUGUUCCAGGAGAACGCCAUGCUACAGAGGGAAAACGACAACCUGCGCAUGCGCGUGAAGGCCAUGCAGGAGACCAUCGACCAUCUCAACACCCGAGUCACUCAACUCCUGACCAAUGAGAUUAACCUGCUGCUCACCAAGACAGGGGAAACUAACGAGGAGAUUGGGAAUCUGAUCCAAAGCUACAUCAGAGAGAUUGAAGAACUCCGGUCUAAGUUGUUGGAGAGCGAGGCGAUGAACGAGUCUUUGAGACGCAGCGUGUCUCGUCUCUCCUCCCGCUCUCCUUAUCCUGCCUCUCAUGCGCCUCCACCUGGACACCCCCUGGGCUCCUCCCCAUCCGUUUCCAUGGAGGCCGAGAUGACGGACGUGCUUCGGCGAGCCAAGCUGGACAUCGAAAGGCUGAAGAAGAAAGAGAGGAAUCAGAGGCGCAAGAGUCCAGGAACGGAGAAGGGCUUGAAGAAGAGAGCAAAGCUCCAGGCUCAGGAGAACGGCCAGAGCUGUGAGAGCAGAGAGAAUGGAGACGGCAACUCGGAUAACGAGCCUGAAGAGGAGGGUAUGUACCCUCUGCCUGAAGAGGAGAGUGGCUGUGAUGAGGAUGAGGAAGAGGAGCUCAGGGAGGAGGACGAAUUCGACAGCGAUGAGAGCCUGGUGGACUCAGACUCUGACUCUGAUGAGAAAGCAAACUUCCAGGCCGACUUGGCAGACCUGACAUGUGAGAUCGAGAUCAAGCAGAAGCUAAUAGAUGAACUGGAAAACAGUCAGCGGCGGCUGCUAACACUAAAACUCCAAUAUGAAGAGAAGCUCAUCCUGCUGCAGAACAAGAUCCGUGAUACGCAGCUGGAGAGAGACCGCGUACUGCAGAACCUCAUGUGCAUGGAGAACUACACAGAGGAAAAGGCCAGCAGGAUCAAGGCGGAGUACGAGAAGCGUCUGAAGGAGAUGAACAGGGAUCUGAUGAAGCUGCAGGCGGCGCAAAAGGAGCACGCUCGCCUGCUGAAGAACCAGGGCCGCUACGAGAGAGAGCUUAAGAAGCUGCAGGCUGAAGUUGCUGAGAUGAAGAAAGCCAAGGUGGCAUUGAUGAAGCAGAUGAAAGAGGAGCAGCAGAGGAGGAGGAUGAUUGACGUCAAGAGGAACAGAGAGAUCGCCCAGCUCAAAAAGGAACAGCGACGGCAAGAGUAUCAGAUCCGUGCUCUUGAGUCGCAGAAGCGGCAGCAGGAGAUCGUCCUCAGGAGGAAGACUCAGGAGGUGACGGCUCUGCGUCGACUAGCUAAACCCAUGUCGGAGCGUGUGUCGGGCCGUGUCUCUCGUCGUCCACCCAGCCUGGACUCGGGAGCCGAGCUCUCAGCCAGCACCACCACCUCCACGACCACAUCAUCAGAACUCGAGUCUAGCCGUUCUGUCUCCAGCAUCGUCCGCCAGUGGAACAACAAGAUGAAUGGCUAUCUGGGAGAGAGCGAGGGAUCUGGAGGUGGAUUGUCCCGGCUGGCCAAUGGCAGGAAGAAGUUACAGAGGAAGGGUGUGAGCAGCAGCUUCUCAAAGACGGCGCGGCAAAAAUGGCAGGCUCUGGAGAGGAGGGUCAUGGAUAUAGUGAUGCAGAGGAUGACCAUUGCCAACAUGGAAGCUGACAUGGACCGCCUCAUAAAGAAACGAGAGGAGUUGUCCAUGCAGCAGGAGGCGCUGUUGCGUAAGCGAGAGAAGCUCCUGAGUGAGGGGCCUAGAGAGGAGGAGGAUGAACGAGUUGUUCAGGAGAUGAAUGAAGAAAUCGAGGUGCUCAAUGCCAACAUCGACUACAUCAAUGACAGUCUGUCUGACUGCCAGGCCACAAUUGUACAGAUUGAAGAGACCAAGGACGAGUUGGACUCAGUGGACAUGUCGGUGGUCAUCAGUUCCUGCUCCCUGACAGAAGCCCGUCACCUUCUGGACCAUUUCCUGAAGGCCUCCAUAGAUAAAAAUUUACAGGUGGCUCAAAAAGAAGCCCAGAUCAGGCUGUUAGAGGGACAGCUGCGACAAACAGACAUGAUUGGCUCUUCCCAUAAUCACAUGAUCCUGGACGCCUUGCGGGAGAAGGCGGAGUGUAUCCCAGAGUUACAGGCUCUCAUUCACAAUGUCCAGCAGGAAAAUGGCUAUGCUAGCACGGACGAGGAGGUGUCCGAAUUUAGCCAGGCCUCAGAAACAAGUUACUCACAAAUGAAAUCAUCAGCCAGUCAGGAUGACUUCAAGAUCAAGUCUGAGCCUCGCAUCUCAGUUCAGAUGAAGGCAGUAUCAGCUGAGUACUUAGGCCCCAUCCUAGACUCCACCACCAAGAACAUCACCAAGUCUCUGGCCUCUCUGUCCGAGAUUCAGGAGAACGGCUUGGGCUUUGUUCUGCGUGAGACCUACUCCAGAGAAAGCCUGUCCCGCACGAUCAACCUGCCGGUCCGAGGACACACGUUUCCCAGGCAGUCCAGAGGCUCAGAUGCAUCUCCAUUCACCAGGCGACCUUCAUAUGAUAGAAGUCAGUCAUACAGACCUCCUGAGACAAUCUACACACCUCCCUCGUCCCCUCCUCUCCGUACCCGUAACGACCGCAAUGUUUUCUCCCGCCUCACAAGCAACCAGAGCCAGGGUUCUGCACUGGACAAGUCUGAUGACAGCGACUCCUCUCUCUCGGAGGUCCUCAGGGGUGUGAUCAGUCCCAUGGCAGGGCUGAAGGGGGGCAGAACGGCUCCUCUGCAGUGUGUGGCCGUGGCUGAGGGACACUCCAAGCCUGUGCUCUGCCUUGACGCUACCGACGAGCUGCUUUUUACUGGAUCCAAAGACCGCACGUGUAAGAUGUGGAACCUGGUGACUGGGCAGGAGAUCGUGACACUGAGGGGACACCCCAACAACGUGGUGUCUGUCAAAUACUGCAGCAGCUCCGGCCUGGUCUUUACUGUCUCCACGUCCUACAUCAAAGUGUGGGACAUCCGUGACUCUGCCAAGUGUGUGCGCACCUUCACGUCCUCAGGUCAGGUGGUGUCAGGAGAUGCCUGUGCUGGCACCACCACCCGCACAAUCACCACAACCCAGGGAGAAUACCAGAUCAAUCAGAUCGCCCUAAACCCAUCCGGCUCCGUGCUCUACGCAGCGGCAGGGAACACGGUCCGAACCUGGGACCUCAACAGAAUGCAGGCCUCGGGGAAGCUGACAGGACACAUCGGCUCAGUCAUGUGUCUAACAGUGGGCUACUCCGGUGGAGGCAAAGACCAGGUCAUCACCGGCUCUAAGGAUCACUAUGUGAAGGUGUUUGAUGUCGCGGAAGGCAUGCAGGGGAACAUCGGUCCCGCUCACAACUUUGAGCCGCCUCACUACGACGGCAUCGAGUGCCUGGCCGUGCACGGCGACGUGCUGUUUAGCGGCUCCCGUGACAACGGCAUUAAGAAGUGGGAUCUGGAGCAACAGGAACUGAUUCAGCAAAUCCCAAACGCCCAUAAGGACUGGGUGUGUGCGCUGGCCUAUGUGCCCGGGCGACCCAUGCUGCUGAGUGCCUGCAGGGCGGGCAUGCUGAAGGUCUGGAACGUGGACAACUUUACACCCAUCGGUGAAAUCAAGGGUCAUGACAGUCCAAUCAAUGCCAUCUGCACCAACUCCAAGCAGAUCUUUACCGCCUCCAGUGACAAGACUGUGAAGAUCUGGAACCUGAGGAUCGCAAAGAAGAGGUGACGGCUUGACGCGUUUUAUCGAUGGUCUACGUUCCUUUCGUUGGGCUGCUGACCGCAAGGUGACAAGGUGUGCUUGUCCUCAGAGGUCAGAGGUCAGAGGUCACAGUCUGGAGCUCCGGUGCCACAUGAAGGUCUCGUAAUGGAAGAACCUUCAUGAGACGAUGAAGGCAAUAGUGAAUCUAAGGUGCCACCAUGUUGGUAUUUUCGACUGCACACCAAAUAAUGAGAUGAGCGUGGGUCUACUCCGUGCACAUCCAUUUACAGAAAGUGUCCUUCUGUGCCAAUUCGUUUUUUUUGAAGAAAAAAAGUGUCACUUUAGAUAGUAGCUGCUGUCCACUUUUGUUUAUUUAUUAUUUCAAGGAUAAAAACAGGCCAAUAUGGAGGCCUUGGGAAAUCACUUCUGAGCCAAAUGGUGGGGAAAAGCACAUUUCAGUUUUACCCCCUGGAGACCCAUAUGUUUCUCUUUUUUGAUUGACUGAAUAUCAGACUUUAUCAUAGCAAGCGUUCUACUGGAAGCAAGAAGGAGAUUGAUUCUUCUGUUACCAUCUGGCGGAGGUUCUCUGGAGAGUCUGGAUACGGACGGAGCUUGUUCCAAGACGUGACUGUGUAAUAGUGCUGGCACACUCACCACACACCGUCGCCUUCCUCUGAGGUGUCUACUUAAGACUUUUUACAAAAUCUAAUACGUACUCGGUGUCUUCUCAAUCCCUCAUCAUCUUGAACACGCUCAAGAAAACUUUGUACAGCUUCCUCUCCUUUUCGAACAAGUGUUUCCUCCUGUGCUGUGACGUUUCCAUGUUCUACCUCAGGUUUAAAUGUGUUUUUGGGUCCCAAGCCCUGUCAGUUGUUUGCGUUUCGGGCGCUACGUCUAUUUCCUCAUCUUCUUAUUACUGGCCUGUGAAUAUAGUGCUCUCUGAGCUCCGCAAGCCCCUUAUCCACACUCUGCUGAGCGGACACUUUUGGAGACUGGCUUCAAUAAGCUCGGGCCAGCAGCGGCCCAGAGUGUGCAAUAAAACCGACAGUUUGCUCUAAUGAAGGCUCUAGUGCUUAAGCAGGCAGAAUGAGGCUUUCCUUUAGUGAGUUUAGAAGGACCUACUCUCCUGCUGAGAGUCGGUGCGUAAUCAGUUCAGUUUGGUCUGAACCAACUGAGUGAGUUUGGACUGUUUUUAAUGCUGGAAACGGUGGCUAGGCUAACCACGGUGCAUCAGUGGUUAACAGAGCGUAAUCUAACAGAAGUCAUUAUUGUCAAUCACCAUAUUUGUGAAAAUAUUACGCAGCUUUGUAGUUCAUGGAUCUAAAGCUCUAUAACACGGUGAGCAUUUUGUUUAGCUCAUUGGUAAGGAAGUGCAGUAUUAGGGGAUUACAUGUAAUAGUUAAUAGGUUAGGAAUUAGCAAUGUUAGAUUUUUGCACAUGGGCCGGUUAGUUCACAGAGCAAGUGAAAUUGAUCUCAUUGCAUCUUAAUGCAAAGUCUCACUGGGAAUUUUUCUUAAAUAAAUCAAAAAUAAAAGAAACAUUUUUCACAGGGGUCUUUGAUGAAUAGCCUGGGGGUCCAGGUGGAAAUCAUGCCCCAAUAUCAUCACCGUUAUUAUUGAGCUCUUAUAGACAGAAUAUUAUUAUACACAUUUACACAAUGAGUCUAAUAUUUGAACACUUGGAUGAUGUUGAUAAAAUAAGUCGUACUGAAUGGAAUUUAUUUUACAUGUAAAUCCCACAGACCUAUUUUUUUUUUUCCCCAGAACCCAUGAAAUAUAACACAUAAACCAAACACUGGCAGAACAUCAAAUAGUUCUGAAAGCCCUUUGGGCCAGACACAAGUUGUGACUACAUCUGGAAUUAUCUCCUAGGAUCCAUCCCAAUUUCCUUUUUCCACUGCAUCUCUUUAAAAUAUGCAGAGAGCAGUGUUGAGAAGUAGGUCGGCUUCAGAGCUGUGUUUUUUUUCUGCUCACCUUUUGAAAAACAAAAAAACAAAAAAAGAAACGAAACGGGAAACUGGCCCGUCGGUGCCAGAGGAGCCGACACGCCUGAUGGGGGUAUGUGGGCGAUGGCAGGUUUCAUCUUGGCACAACACUGGUAUGCACGGAGUAUUUUUAGAGCAUCAAUCAUCAUCUUCCAGGGCUGCACUCUUCUCCCAGCCCCCAGAUUUACUGUCUUUUUUAAUGAAACAUAUUUAUCACCCUAAUCUUUUUUUCUGGGCGGCCCCUGGCGCAUCUAUAUCUGUUGUAGCAGCUGUCGGAGGGUGCUCGGCUGUCAGACCCGAGCUCUGAUUUCCAGCUGUGAGGGAUGGGUGUGCUGUGCUAAAAGCCCCGCAGCACAGAUGAUGGCACAUCGAGCUGUGUUUAAGGAGCCGGUGUCCCAUUAAAACUGUGGACCCCCCCCCCCCCAGUUUCUUUGUAUAUUUAAUAUGAUAAUGUUCAAGCAAGGAAUGGAGGAUUUUGUCUUAAUGAUGCCAUCAUGCUAUGAUGUGAAUACCAUUGUCUUAUAAAAAUGUGAUGCUGCUGUUCAAGUUUAGCAAGAGAUUAUAGUAGAUGUUCAUACCACAGCAUUGUUGAAUUCUCGAUUCUGAUUGGUUGAUUCAUUAUCUAGAACAGAAGCUGUGAAGGUAGUUCCAGCUGAAAGGUUUAUGUUAAUGUGCUCAAAAGGAAGGAGUCUCCAGUGUCGGUGCUUUGUAACAAUCAGAGAUAAAGCUUACACAAAGUCUUCAAGGAUGGAGGACUUUGCAAUUAGAGAAGCUGCAUUUUUUUUUUGUUUUGUUUCGUGAACUUCGAGAGAGAGAAAGAGACUAGCGAUGGAUACCUGUUAAAACACACAUGAGAACGGGAACUAAUGUGGGAGUUACACAACGUUAAACAUAAUAAAUAAACAGUACGUGUCAUUAUUUAAGGAAUAAAAUAAUGGUUGUAAGUGUUCUAAGAGGAGUAAAACAUUUCAGGACAUGCCGUUAUCGGAAAAUAAUCAACUGUUGAUUCUUUUUCCUAUUACUGCACACCACCAAGUGUUUUAUUCCUCACAUAAUAACGCAUCACCAGCCAGUAGAAAUGUCUGAAGUUUAUCCAAUUCAUUCUAGACACAGAAAGAAGGAGGAUCUGAAUGGUCUUCUGAACAGUGUACAAUGCAAAAAGUUUUGGCACACUCUCCCAACCAUCAUCAUCUUUUGAGCUAGAAAUUCUCCAAAGUUUGUGGAAAUUGGAAUCACUUUUUACCCCGCCCACAUCACAAACACGCCCAACAAAACUAUUUACUUUGUCUACCUAUCUCUUAUCGUUUUUUUUGGUCCAAAUAAAUGUGAUCUUUAUAUAAUACUCAUGGAACCCUGUGAAAACGUGUAGUAUUUGUAGUAAAAAGAGUGAUUUGGAGCACUGCGACAGAUCACUAAAGUUCUUGCCAAAGCCUUUGAACUGUGAUCAUUUCGGUACAUAUUAUGUGCUUGUUUUUGUUCAUCCAGCAUCUCCCCUUUCUUUAAUGCUGUUGUUAAACUAAUGAGUCAUCUACAGUAAAUAACCCCCCACCCCCCUACCCACCCUCCCUUGAAAACGAAUCCUUUUUCAAAGAAUGCCCCCUCAUUAGUGAGCUGAAGAGACUGGAUGUCUGGCUUUAUUCAUUUCAUUUUAGAAAUGAAGGCAUUUCAUAGUUUUUUUUUUCUUUUGAAACUGCUUUAUCCUUUUCAUAUCGUUUCGUUGUUGAACGUUGACUGGAAUGUGAAGGAAGCUUUAUUUGGCUAGUGCUCAACGACUGUGAAAUAGAGGGAUAUAACCUCUUAGCGCGCGUUGAAUGAAAUGUGGAUUUAAUGGCCUCCACUUCACGCCAUGAAUAUGACCGCAAUACAGGAAACUGAUCGGCCAGUGUGUGAUGAAAACCGGCUCCUGAAUUUGCAACUGCUCUCGUAGUCGUGCAGCUUUUUUUUUUUUUUUUUUUGGUGCUCAACACAAACACAACCAUCACAGUACGGUGUAACUAAAUCUUUGUUUUCUUUUUUCCUCUGGAGUUCAUAUGUUUUUGCAUGGCCUGAACGUGAGGCAGAAAUGAACUGUACAUAGUGAACACUGCACUGUUUUCUGCAUUUGGGAGGAUGUCAAUGCAUGACUAUAGGCAUCUACAAUCAUCUGUGCACUAACCUGGGCUUUGCGCUGCUGCUGCUGCUUUCUUAUUUAACAAAAUAAGAAAGUGGGGUGGAAGUAGCCCCUCUUUGCCUUACGCUCCAACUCUCUGUCUCUUAAGCCUUCACCACCUUAGACUGAUCCUCAGCAUUGCCUCUUAAAAGCUCAGCGAUGGUUCAACCUUUGGACGUGUCUGUAAAUCCUUAGCAAUAGAUUUUGAACAUGUAUAUGAUAUUAUUUUGUGCACAAGGCUCUUACAACUUGUUCUUAUUUUGUAUAGGAAAUGGAAACCAUUUGAUACCUUUUGGUGAGUACUGGGAAAAGAAUAUUGGGUGAUGUCGUUUAAAAAGAAAAUCACUAAAUAUCACUAAAAGCAAUUAGCGUUUGUCACAGAAAAGGUGAGCAAAAAUCAGACCUUGUACCGGCUCUAGCUGAUGGAUAUCAGAGACGGCAGGCGAAGGCAUGUGCAGAGAGCAGGUACAUCACGCAGCGGCAAAACAACAGGGUCAAAGGUGCCUUUUUAUUGCACAGACUCCUCCCGAGGACUGAAACUGUUUCUACAGUGGUGUUUGUCUGUUUUCUUACAUGUGCAUAUGGGUGUAAAAAUACUUGACUGUAAAUAUUGUAUUCAUUUUUUUUUUAUUUAAUGAUUGAUCAAGCAUUGCUGCAAAAAAGAAUAAAAAAAAGGCUCAACAUGGUGUCUGGAACGAGUGAUUUCUUAUAUUUAAUGCCGAGUGGUUUUAUAAGAGGAAUUAUCGAGAACUUCUUGCUUGAGUUGUUCCAUAUACUCUUUCUCUGAUAUGAUGAAUCCACUGGUUUGGUUUUUUUUUGUACUGUAUAAACCCCAGCAGGUGCCUAAAUGUCACAUCCAAUCACAGCCUGAAAAUGUUUUCCGGUUGUUCGUAUCAAGCUCAAUAUUUGCAUACUUGAUUGGAGUGAUGGCAAAUCUUCACUUUCUAAUUACUCUUCAUUGACUUCCCCAACCUUU
Ictalurus furcatus (blue catfish) is the source of this 10389-nucleotide messenger RNA. RefSeq names its product kinesin family member 21B (gene kif21b). The transcript is spliced from 34 exons. Gene Ontology annotation, molecular function: ATP binding; microtubule binding; microtubule motor activity. Gene Ontology annotation, biological process: mitotic spindle organization; microtubule-based movement. NCBI's taxonomy places the organism in Eukaryota, Metazoa, Chordata, Actinopteri, Siluriformes, Ictaluridae. Bases 367 to 5307 code for a protein of 1646 amino acids. The record is from RefSeq and is a predicted model, not a curated record.